Molecule: messenger RNA, 2567 nt
Organism: Punctularia strigosozonata HHB-11173 SS5
Lineage: Eukaryota; Fungi; Basidiomycota; Agaricomycetes; Corticiales; Punctulariaceae
Exons: 6
Coding region: 36-1889 (617 amino acids)
Source: RefSeq, a predicted model, not a curated record
AGCAGCCGCCUCCGCCAGUGUACAUAACAGCUCGGAUGGAUAACUCGCGACUUCAAGAGAGCCUGCAGGCGGAAUGGUGCCCCCCUCUGGACACCAGCCUUCUCGCCGCAUUGGUGGCCGAACUGGAAGCAGGGGCGAACGCCGAAGGUCGCCAACUAUCCAAACCAGAACUCGACGCCCUGCGCCAAACACUAUCUGCACUUGCCACUCAAGCAGAACAAGACACAUUCAUCGACGUCGAAAAUGGCCUGAACGCCCUGCAACUGGGCGAGCCCGAAUCGUCGAGCGCCACCGGAGACUCUACCACCAGCUCCCCUGACGACUCCGUAGAAACCCACUCUACUUCCGUCUCUUCCGAUGCAUCACCUCGCUCCUUUAGCUCGCCACUUGGAUUCUUCCAGACGGCCUUCCCGAAUCUGCCUACAGAGAAACUCAUCGGGACGCUAUACAGGUCAGGGGAUUUAGACGACGCGGACAUGAUGUCAGUGUUGGAGGACCUGCUCAAUCUCGAAUACUUGCGGGAGUUGGAAGAUCGUGGGAUGGAUGGGGCCGACGAUGUCGCGUCGGGCAUGCAUUGUGAAGGCCUCCUCGACCUGGUUGAGGCGAAGAAGAAGCGGGCAGCACCUGGGCAAUCGAGGAAGAAGCAAAACAAAGGGAAGACUAUCACCCUCUAUGAUGUUCGCCAACAGCAGCACGUACGACAGAAUACCGCAUCUGCUUUCCGUGCAGCUCCCGAUCCAUGGCACCAGGUCGCAUCCCUCUCUGCGCACCUAGCGUCUCUAUUACCGCCUCAUCCCGAAUCAUAUUUCACGUCCGCAUUCCACUCCCCCGAGCACAAGACUCCUGCCGCAGCCCUCAGGGCGGUCCUUAAAGCGAUUGGCGGAGACCCAGACGAGAAGGAGCGGUCACAUGAAGAAACGCCGAUGCUAUUCAACUUAUUCGAUCUUCUUCAGGAAUCACCCGGGUUUUCUGACCUCAACUCAGAAGAACGCGCCCAAGUCAUGUCGGAUGCGCAACUUGCGCUCGGCGCCACAACCGGCAGACCCGAUGAAGCGAUUGACAUCGUCUGGCUCCUCCGCGAGCUCGACACCGACGCUGACAUGGCUAUGGGUAUCUACCAUUCUCCGGUCCCUACCUCCCCGGUCCUCGAGUACAAUCAACCACCGACACCUACGUCUUCCCAUCAUCGGCCGUCGACAAUGCCCAGCGCGCUGCCGGAUGUGGUGCCUCCAACCGCCAAACGCAAGUCCGCAUCUUCGAAUGGAUGGCAGACGGUUCCGAUACAGAACAAGUCUUCUGCUAUGUACAUGCAUCCUUUGGCCGAGUCCAUCCCUGCAUACAACCCGUUCAAUGGGGCACGCAAAGGCCGCAUUAAGGGCAGCGGCAACGGUUUGGGAAAAGGUGGCAAGGGGGAUGUGGGAGAGCUUCGAGAGGUACAGCGGGCCAAGGCACGGAUGCGUGAGUUGCGGCAGGCGCGGGACAACGCGCUGAGAGAUGCAACGAAAGCAUGGGCUAGAGGACAUAGGGGCUCAAGGGGCGGGGAAGUUGCCUUGUACUACGCGGAGCGGGCGAGAGAGCUUCAAGAACAGUCGAAGAAGGAGGCGUUGAAGGUUGCUCGUGCCAUGGUAGACGCUAAGAGAACGGAUGGAAAGGGAAGGGAAAUAGAUUUACAUGGCACUACAGUGGCGGAAGCUACAGCUAUAGUACGAUCCAUUCUCGCCGAAGAGGACUGUACAGCGACAAACCCGCUCAAGAUCAUCACCGGGAAAGGAAAUCAUUCUGAGAACCGUAUCGGUGUCUUAGGGCCGAACGUCAAAGCUGCGCUUGAGCGUGACGGUUGGCACGUAGCGAAAUGGGACGGAGGGUUGAUGGUCAAGGGGAGAAAAUGAUCAUGGUCUUGUUAGCACGAUUUGUUCAUCUCGAUCGUUCAAUCCACUGGAAGCUGUUCUAUCAUUGCGCAUGUAUUAUCUGUCAUGUAUCGGUAGCAACAUCUGUAGUCUUAGUUAUAAUCAUAGACGUGUACUUGAAUAUCUGGUAGAGGGACGUAGGAUCAGAGACGAGAACACCCUCCAAGCCGAUUCAGAAAGCCUCUGCACAUAUCCCAUGGGCACCUCCCCAGGAAGAUACGAGGAUGGGGAAUCUAGCCAACGCUCGCAAGCCACAAACAUCUCCCUAUCAGGGAAUAUUUCCUCGAUCUCGCACUUGAAACCCUCGGUUUCCAGGCGAUACAGACGACUCAAUUCCCUCCUCCUGCGCCCCUCUUCCGACACAACGCGGGCGGAAACGUCCAGCAACGAAAACACUGGCACUCGCAUCAUCUUCCGAAACAUCUGCCCGAUGGCAUAUUUCUCGUCGAGGAAUAGUGCUUCACAGUCGGGUGAGGUAAGACGGACUUUGGACGUCGCAACGCAGACAGUUCGUCCCGCGCAUACUAGGUGUACUUGCCUCUCCUGGGUGAUAGGUGCUGCAGGAGAUGCGGGUUCGUUCCGAGGUGAAGUUUCGGCAUAUAUGCGCUCAAUGCUGAUAGGCCUAGCAAAGAAUGCACUUAAGAGGCGCUGUAAAUCGCC